UAACUGACAGUUAAUUCACGGUGAACGCAGAGAUUCACUGCCUUGGACACCCUGGAAGGACAAUGCAACAUUUUCCUCCAAAUUUCAGAGGGGCGCUAUGGGAGUCCAACCAUCAAUGUGCACCCAUAAUUAAAAGCAGACCGUCUUUACCUUCACUGCCCUUUUAUAACCUCCUGUUAUGGGUUCUCCUGGGAGUGUUGACGUUCCCUUGCUGUGUGCGCUGUUUGAUUUUCAAAGUGGGGGUCUUAGGCCCCUGGAACUGCGACCCAAUCUACUACAGGGCCCUUCCUGCCACUGCGGCCAAGCUGGCGGUGGGCAGGAUAAACGGAGACCUGAGUCUUGAUCUGGGUCUGAAAAUGGACUUCAUCAUUUUCCAGGAGCCCUGCGAGACCUCCAAAGCGCUCACUGCAUAUAUUUACUACGAGAACCUGGCGAAUGCGUUCGUUGGGCCCACUAACCCGGGAUACUGCAUCGCAGCUUCUCUGCUGGCCAAGACCUGGGACAAGGCCCUCUUCUCCUACGGAUGUGUUACCUAUGAGCUGGACCGAGUCGCAGCUUAUCCAACGUUUUCCACGACAGUGCCGUUUCCCACUGAUGUGCUAUUCGUCGUGUUGAAGCACUUCAGGUGGGCCAGUGUCGCCGUGGUCUCCUCCAAUGAAGAUAUCUGGAUGGACGCCGCAGGAAGAGUGGCUACUGCUCUGAGGAGUAAAGGGCUUCCAGUUGGACUCGUUACUUCUAUGGGGAUCAGUGAGACGGAGGUGGAGAACACGAUGAGGAGGAUCCAGAACGCAGGAGAAGUCAAAGUCAUCAUUAUGUGCAUGCACUCCAUCCUGGUCGGAGGUGAGCAGCAGGCUACUUUUCUCCUCAAGGCGCAGGAGAUGGGUGUGACUUCAGGGAAGUAUGUGUUUGUGCCCUACGACACCCUCCACUACAGCCUGCCCUACAACAACGUCUCCUACGCUGCCUUGCAAAACAACAGCCGGCUGAGGGAGGCCUACGAUGCUGUGCUCACCAUCACUGUGGCCUCAGAGCCUCUGUCCUUCAACGAGGCGUUCGCUGCAGCCAAGAGGAGCGAGGAAGUGACGUCGCCCUUGCAGGCAGAGCAGGUCCACCCCCUGUUUGGGACCAUCUAUAACAGCAUAUACCUGCUGGCCAAGUCCAUCCACAACGCCAGGAAAGCAGGAAUGCAGCUGUCAGGAUCAAACCUGGCCUACUUCACGAAGAACACAACUUUCUCCGGUUUCAACCAGAAGGUCAGGGUGGACAGUGGUGGGGAAAUGAAGACCAACUACAUUGUCCUGGACUCUGACAACAGGGGCAGUCAGCUGUACCAGACCUAUCUGGUGGAUCUAACGUCAGGGAAGCUUCGUUUUGCAGGAAGAUCCAUUCGAUUUCCAGGAGGGUCCCCUCCUCCGUCUGAUUCCAGCUGCUGGUUUGAUAAGACUGCCAUCUGCACGGGAGGAGUGGAGGUCACCUACAUUAUAGUCGUGUUAGCUGUCAUCCUUGCUCUGGCUGUAGGAGGCAUCGCUAUAAGUCUUUACAUCAGGAGGAGACUCCAACAAAUCCAGCUGGUCAAAGGUCCCAAUCGGAUCCUCCUGAACUUAGAGGAUCUCACGUUUAUCAAUCCUCAGCUUAGUAAAAAGAAGAUCACUUUAGAGGACCUGAGUGAGUCUAAGAGCGCUCUGGAGGACAAAUCUGUCGACCGUUCACACUCUGUGAACAGCAUGCAGACGGCAACCCAUGAGACCACCAAUGUUGCUGUGUACGAGGGCGACUGGGUUUGGCUGAAGAAGUUUGAGGAGGGGCACUUCCAGGAGGUGAAACAAAGCACCACCAAGAUUUUCACGAAGAUGAAAGACCUGAGAAACGAGAAUGUCAACCCUUUCCUGGGCUUCUUUUUGGACUGCUCCAUGUUCGCGGUGGUGACGGAGCACUGCUCACGGGGUAGUCUGGAGGACCUGCUGAGGAAUGAGGAUGUAAAGUUAGACUGGAUGUUUAAAUCCUCACUUGUGCUUGAUCUCAUCAAGGGUAUGAAAUAUCUUCACCACAGAGACUUCCCUCACGGCAGAUUAAAAUCUCGAAACUGUGUGGUGGAUGGCCGCUUCGUCCUUAAGAUUACAGAUUACGGCUUCAAUGAGCUGCUGGAGACGCAGAAAGCUCCUCUAGAAGAACCUCCACCUGAAGAUCUGUUUUGGACUGCUCCAGAGUUCCUCAGGGACCUUGCAAUUUCUCGUAAAGGGACGUACAAGGGAGACGUGUACAGUUUUUCUAUCAUCCUCCAAGAGGUGGUGGUGAGAGGACCACCGUACUGCAUGCUGGGUCUGCCACCUGAAGAGAUCAUCCGUAAGGUGAAGAAGCCUCCUCCAAUGUGUCGCCCAACUGUGGCACCGGAUCAGGCUCCACUAGAGUGUAUCCAGCUGAUGAAGCAGUGCUGGAGCGAACUGCCCGACCGCAGGCCAUGCUUUGAUGAGAUCUUUGACCGGUUCAAGAUGAUCAACAAGGGGAAGAAGACCAACAUCAUUGACUCCAUGCUAAGGAUGUUGGAGCAGUACAGCUCCAACCUGGAGGAUCUCAUCAGAGAGAGAACAGAGGAGCUGGAGGUGGAAAAGCAGAGAACGGAGAAGCUGCUGUCUGAAAUGCUGCCACCUUCUGUGGCUGAAGCCCUGAAGACUGGUGCCACUGUGGAGCCAGAGUACUUCGACCAAGUCACAAUCUACUUCAGUGACAUUGUGGGUUUCACGACCAUCUCCUCGCUCAGUGAUCCCAUCGAGGUGGUUGACCUUCUCAAUGACCUCUACUCUCUGUUUGAUGCCGUGCUUAGCAACCAUGAUGUCUACAAGGUGGAGACCAUUGGUGAUGCUUACAUGGUAGCAUCAGGUCUGCCGAAGAGAAAUGGCAACAAGCACGCUGCCGAGAUCGCCAACAUGUCACUGAACAUCCUCAGCUCAGUGGGAACCUUCCACAUGCGACACAUGCCAGAUGUGCCCGUCAGGAUACGAAUAGGAAUCCACUCAGGGCCCUGUGUUGCUGGGGUGGUGGGUUUGACCAUGCCUCGGUACUGCCUUUUCGGAGACACUGUCAACACUGCCUCUCGUAUGGAAUCAACUGGGCUGCCUUAUAGAAUCCAUGUAAAUAUGAGCACUGUGAACAUCCUCCGUUCUCUUAAUGAGGGUUAUAAAAUAGAUGUAAGAGGCAAGACAGAGCUGAAGGGUAAAGGCAUUGAAGAAACAUACUGGCUUGUGGGGAAAACCAACUUUACAAAGCCUUUGCCAAAACCACCAGAGAUUCGACCAGGGGACAACUGGCAGGAGAUGGUGACAGAGGAGAUCAAGACUCUUUUCCGCAAGGCCAACAGGCCGGUGGACAGCAAGAUCUGAAUGAGAUCGAGAGAAGGAAAUGAAGGAAGAAAGCAAAAUUGGAGGAGAGGAAGGAACGUCAAGAGGAUGACACAUCCAGAGAAAGAGGGAGACUAAGAUCUGGGAUGGACAGGCAGAGGACAGCGAGCGCCAGCCAGCCUCUCAUUGUGGCUUAAUGCAGACUUCUUUAAGAGGAUUGUCCAUCGACUGGCUAAUCUGCCUGCAGCCAGCGCAGCAGAACACAACGGUGCUAAUGUAAUGAGAGUUGUCACAUUACCUGCCUACGUACCUGCUGCCAGAAUCACAGGGAAAGGUGCACCCGCUCCUUAAUGAAGGAUGCACUCAUUCUGUCCUCUCUGCACUCACUGGCCACUGCGUGGUCACCUAUUACAGGGCAAACCAGAGGUUCACCCGUGGAAAGAUUGAACGCCCCAAACGCCUAUUUCAAAAUGAAAUGUUAUUUUUCUGGUGGUGAUGUCUGUAUUUAGUUUGUCAUAAAAGCUCAUGCUAGGGUUGCAGAGCCGAGGCUGGUACUUAGCUGUGGCUGGAUAUUACUGUAUAUGUUAUUAGCCACCCAAAGUUGGAGGCAAAAGCUGCUAUUGUAUGUAAAUAGCAAAAAGACAAAAAGACAGUCUUGCCACUAUAAUUCUACUGUCUUAGUUUACACUAAUUAAAGAGUGGCAACCUUGGAAAGCACUGAAGAUAAAGGUAACAUGUUACGGUUUCCAAAGUGCACAGUGUUGUUGUUCCAGCACUUAAAAUUUAGGUUUAAGUUAACUGAACUGAACUGGUUGUUUCUGAUACAUCUUCAAAUGAGGUGACACUAAUGCUGUACAUGUUUACUAUCAAUAACAAUAAUAACUAAUGCAAAAUUGCAUGUGAUGUGAAAAAGAAUCAUUUAUGAUUAAUGUUUACAAAUUUCAGCAUUUUAACUUUAAAUCUGACAAUCUUAAAACCUUUCCCUAAUGUGUCAGCAUGGGAACAAAGUCUGUUUGUACCUGUUCACUUUGCAGUUUUUUUUAGAAUAUAAGCAUAACCAAACUUCCUAGAAAUUUCACUGUCAGAAUAUCUUUUUUGCACGAAUCCAUAAACUUUAAUUGCGUCUUUCACAGCUGGUUUAUCUACAAGCUGAUGCACUACGUUGAUAUCAAAGCUAUUGUUCCCUCACAGGAGUCCAGCUUAACAGCACCAUCUUCUGUUUAAAUUAAGGUAUUUGCUAAGAUGUGUUGAGAUGAUUUUUGCUUGAGAUGACAAACAGGUAUAAGGCCAACUAAAGGAAUAAAUGCAAAUAGAAAUAAUUAUCAAAAAAUAAGAUUUAACAUUUCAUAUAAUUUUCUGAACACUGAAACAACCAUUGGAUUCAUUAUUAUUGUUGUUAUUUAAAUAAUCUCCUAUAUCCCUUUAUAAUAAUGCUGAUAGGUGCAGCUUCAUUCGUGCUUGGUGUAUAAAACAACUUCAAAGUCAGUCAGAAACAUGUACAUUGUGUAAGUGAUAUGUUUUCAUUUGUCUUGUAUUUAAUUACUGCAAUGCAAAGUCCAAGGUCUGUGUAAAUGCAGCAAUAUAAAGUAACUACACUGUUCAUUUGCAACACCUUUAAUGUUUCUGUGAAGAUUCUCAGUCAUCCAGGUCAUGGUCAUUCUAAGGGUCAUUCUAACUCAAUUUCUCUUUUUGGUACUUGAAGAUGUUUCACCUCUCAACCAAAAGGCUUCUUCAGUUCUAGCUGACUAAUGGGGAGUCCCAGAUAAAUAUUGUCAAAUUAGUGACCCAAGACUCUCAUGAUUCACGGUGUCUGUGGUGGUGAAACUUCCUGGUUCGAGUUCUCAAGACUGUAUCAUAAGUACCUGAUAAGUGGUGUAAUAAAUCCCCUAUAUGCAUGUGUUGCAGUUUCCCAAACAGAAAAUACAGGUACCAGCAGGACUCGGGUUCACCCUAAGGAUAAAACACAUUCACACAGUACUUGCAGUUCAGUGCUGGGAGGACCUCUUACACCCAAAUACAACUCAGACUAAACAGCCACAACACAGGACCUGAAGCCCUUCAAGUCAAGACCCAGCAGCCUUACAUACAUCUAAGAGAUAAGGGACAUUCCUCUGAGAACAACAAUGUUCCCAGUCUGGAUAGCUGGUUUGACAGAUGAGUGAAGAACGUCAUCCAUGUGAAGCUGGAACAGCCAUCUCUAAACGGAAGUCUGGAAGACCUCUUAUCAGAUACUUAUAAUGCAGUCUUGAGAUCGCUUGCUGAAAAUUUAAUGACCAGUGAGAUUUUGAG
This is a messenger RNA of Acanthochromis polyacanthus (spiny chromis), 5624 nucleotides long. It is a transcript of the gene gucy2f, whose product is annotated as guanylate cyclase 2F, retinal. Gene Ontology annotation, biological process: receptor guanylyl cyclase signaling pathway; cGMP biosynthetic process; protein phosphorylation. The transcript has 18 exons. NCBI's taxonomy places the organism in Eukaryota, Metazoa, Chordata, Actinopteri, Pomacentridae. The record is from RefSeq and is a predicted model, not a curated record. Gene Ontology annotation, molecular function: protein kinase activity; guanylate cyclase activity; peptide receptor activity. The coding region runs from base 63 to 3377 and encodes 1104 amino acids.